AUGAACGGGACAGAAGGUAUCAAUUUCUAUGUGCCGCUCUCCAAUAAAACAGGGCUGGUGCGGAGCCCCUUUGAGUACCCACAGUAUUACCUAGCUGAACCCUGGAAGUACCGAAUCGUGUGCUGCUACAUCUUCUUCCUCAUCUUCACCGGGCUCCCCAUCAAUCUCCUCACCCUCCUUGUCACUUUCAAGCACAAGAAGCUGCGGCAGCCACUCAACUACAUCCUGGUCAACCUGGCCGUGGCUGAUCUCUUCAUGGCUUGCUUUGGCUUCACUGUCACCUUCUACACGGCCUGGAACGGCUACUUUAUCUUCGGGCCUAUGGGCUGUGCCGUGGAGGGCUUCUUUGCGACACUGGGAGGUCAGGUUGCCCUGUGGUCGCUGGUUGUCCUGGCCAUAGAGCGUUAUAUCGUGGUGUGUAAGCCCAUGGGCAAUUUCCGCUUCUCUGCCACCCAUGCCUUGAUGGGCAUCAGUUUUACCUGGGUCAUGUCCUUUUCCUGCGCUGCUCCACCCCUGUUUGGCUGGUCCAGAUACAUACCCGAGGGCAUGCAGUGCUCUUGUGGCCCAGAUUACUACACCCUCAACCCUGACUACCACAACGAAUCCUACGUCGUCUACAUGUUCAUGAUCCACUUCAUCAUCCCGGUGGUGGUCAUCUUCUUCUCCUACGGGCGGCUCAUAUGCAAAGUCCGAGAGGCAGCCGCGCAGCAGCAGGAGUCGGCAAGCACCCAGAAGGCGGAGAGGGAGGUGACCCGCAUGGUGAUCCUAAUGGUUCUGGGCUUUCUCAUGGCCUGGACGCCCUAUGCCUUGGUGGCAUUCUGGAUCUUCACCAACAAGGGGGCGGAAUUCACCGCUACUCUCAUGUCAGUGCCUGCCUUCUUCUCCAAGAGCUCCUCUCUCUACAACCCCAUCAUCUAUGUCCUCAUGAACAAACAGUUCCGUAACUGCAUGAUCACCACAAUCUGCUGCGGUAAGAACCCCUUUGGGGAUGAUGACGUCUCCUCGACCGUAUCCCAGAGCAAGACCGAGGUAUCCUCCGUCUCCUCCAGUCAAGUGUCACCAGCAUAG
Molecule: messenger RNA, 1068 nt
Organism: Caretta caretta (loggerhead turtle)
Lineage: Eukaryota; Metazoa; Chordata; Testudines; Cheloniidae
Product: blue-sensitive opsin
Biological process (GO): phototransduction; visual perception; G protein-coupled receptor signaling pathway
Cellular component (GO): membrane
Molecular function (GO): G protein-coupled receptor activity
Source: RefSeq, a predicted model, not a curated record